AUGAAGGAAACUCCGACUCCAGACGUAGAUACAAGAAAUGUAGUGAAGAAUAGAGAACUUCUAUAUCGAAUGAUUAUAAGUCAGUUACAUUACGACGGUUUUCAACCUAUAGCAGCUACUCUAUCGGCCGCUGUUCAUGCCGACCCACCCUGCCCUCCGAGUGACAGAUUAUUAAAUCUAAUGAUGGUCGGUUUACAACAUGAACCAGAUCGAAAGGACAGGUUAGCGGCAUCUAGCGGGGCUGAACAUCUGCUGGGAACUACUGGCUUUGAUCUUGAAUUUGAGAUGGACGCGUCAUCUCUGGCGCCUGAACCGGCCACGUAUGAAACAGCUUAUGUAACAUCACAUAAGAUGUCUUGUAGGGCCGGGGCGUUCAGUGCUUGUGGACAACUGGUAGCUACUGGCAGCGUUGAUGCUAGUAUUAAGAUUUUGGACGUGGAGCGUAUGUUAGCUAAAUCUGCUCCUGAAGAAGUUGAUCCCGGGAGAGAACAACAGGGACAUCCGGUGAUACGAACAUUAUACGAUCAUACUGACGAGAUUACAGCCCUUGAUUUUCAUCCCCGGGAACAAAUCCUGGUUUCAGCGUCCCGAGAUUGUUGUAUCAAACUGUUCGAUAUUACUAAAGCCUCAGCCAAAAAAGCCUAUAAGUCCAUAACGGAUGCCGAGCAGGUUUUGUGCGUGGCAUUUCAUCCUCUUGGUGAUCACAUAAUCGCUUCAACCACACAUCCGGUGAUAAGAUUGUAUGAUGUAACGACCAGCCAAUGCUUCGUCUGCCCGAUACCCUCGCAUCACCACAAGAAAUUAGUGCAUUCUAUCAAGUUUUCACCGAACGGUAAGUACUACGCGUCAGGCAGUGCCGAUGGCAGCGUCAAACUCUGGGACACCGUUUCCAACAGAUGUUUCAACACAUUCACCAACGCUCACGACGGAGCUGAAGUGUGUUCAGUAGCUUUUACAAGGAACAGCAAGUAUCUUCUAACAUCUGGUUUGGACUCGUCUAUAAAGUUGUGGGAGUUAGCGAGCAGCCGUUGCUUGAUACAAUAUACGGGGGCCGGAACUACAGGUAAACAAGAGCAUCACGCCCAAGCUAUAUUCAAUCAUACGGAAGACUACGUGAUGUUUCCAGAUGAAGCGACUACCUCACUAUGCACUUGGCAUUCCAGGUCAGCUAGCAGGUGCCAGCUGAUGUCUUUAGGACAUAACGGAGCUGUUAGGUACAUAGUUCAUUCUGGUACGGCCCCGGCGUUCCUCACGUGUAGUGAUGAUUACAGAGCAAGGUUUUGGUACAGACGGAACACGCAUUAA
Danaus chrysippus (African queen) is the source of this 1305-nucleotide messenger RNA. Lineage: Eukaryota; Metazoa; Arthropoda; Insecta; Lepidoptera; Nymphalidae. The record is from the annotation of a GenBank genome assembly.